UUAAUAUGAUGAUGAUGAUUUGGUUUUGCUUGUUGAUGAGCGUCUUCAUCAACAAAGCUCAUAGCUCUGACGUUAUUGUGCAUUUUUACUGCCGAAAUACAACUUCUUACUCUCCUAACAGCACCUAUAAAGCCAACCUUGAUUCUCUUCUCUCUAAUCUUUCUUCCAGCGCCACCACCCCAGACAAUGGCUUCUACCACGCCACAGUCGGCGGCGGCCGCUCAAACGACACCGUUCACGGCUUGUUCUUGUGCCGGGGCGACGUGUCCAAGGACGAUUGCCGCAAGUGCGUGGGAGAAGCUCGUGAAAUGGUGUUGGAGUUUUGCGACUACGAAAAGACGGCUAUGAUUUGGUUCGAUAACUGCAUGUUGCGAUACUCGGAGAACUCCGUGGUGGGGAUAAUGGACCAAUCCACCUCGUACACGAUGAAGAACGGGGAUAACGAUACUAAUCCAAAUGCGUUCAUGAAGUUGGUGGCCGGAAACAUGUUUGAUGAGAUAGCCACUCAAGCGGCGGCGUCCAAUGGUUCUGGCGGCGGCGGCAAGAAAUUUGCGGUGUUGCAAACUAGUUUUAGCGCCUUAGAGAAGGUGUACGCUCUUGGACAGUGUACGCCGGACCUGUCUGAGGUUGAUUGUCGGAAAUGCCUCAAAAACGUUGUUGCAUUGAUGCCUCGUUGCUGUUUUGGAGCCGUAGGUGCUAGGGCUCUUUUCCCAAGCUGUAACGUUAGGUAUGAGCUCUACCCUUUCUACAAUCUCUCCGCCGUGGCAGCGCCGGCACCGCCGCCUCCUAUACCUCCUCCUCCGGCAACUAUAGUGCUUCCCAAGCCCGCUAGCGGCAAAGGGAGUAAAGGAAAAUCUUCUGCAAAAGUGAUUGCAGCCUCUGUAGUGUCAAUCAUUGGGAUAUUACUCUUCGUUUUAUGCUUCUAUUUCUUGAAAAUGAAAAGAGCAAAGAAGUCCCACUCUGAUGUGAAGGAGACAACUUCUGGCAUGAGUGAAAUUCCAACAGAGGAGUCGGUGCAAUAUGAAUUUAGUACUAUUGAAGCUAUCACAAAUUGCUUCUCUCCUGAUAAUAAGAUUGGUGAAGGUGGAUACGGUGCUGUUUACAAGGGAAGGCUUCCCAACGGGCAAGAGGUAGCGGUUAAGAGGCUAUCUAAGGGUUCAAGACAGGGAGCUGUAGAAUUCAAGAAUGAAGUUGCUUUGGUUGCCAAACUUCAACAUAGAAAUUUAGUUAGGCUGUUGGGGUUUUGCUUGCACAGAGAGGAAAAGAUACUUAUCUAUGAAUUUAUUCCAAAUAAAAGUCUUGACUACUUUUUAUUUGAUUUAGAGAAGAAGCAACUAUUGAAUUGGUCCACUCGUUACAAGAUCAUAGAGGGAAUAGCCCGUGGGCUCCUUUAUCUUCAUGAAGAAUCGCGUCUCAAAAUCAUACAUCGUGAUUUGAAACCAAGCAACGUACUUUUAGACAAAGAUAUGAACUCAAAAAUAUCCGACUUUGGCUUGGCAAGGAUUUUUAUGGUUGAUCAGACUCAAGGAAAUACAAGUAGAGUUAUCGGAACAUAUGGGUACAUGUCUCCCGAAUACGUUGUGCAUGGCUUGUAUUCUGUGAAGUCAGACGUUUACAGUUUCGGAGUUUUACUCUUGGAGAUUAUAACUGGAAAGAAAAAUAGUUCUUUCUCCUGCUCCACGGAAUCAUCAUCAACUGGAGCUCAAGAUCUUAUUAGCUAUGCUUGGAAACAUUGGAGGGAGGACACAACAGUAGACAUGGUGGAUCGAAGUCUUGGAGGUUUAUAUUCAAGGAAUGAAGUGAUCCAAUGUAUCCAUGUUGGUUUGUUGUGUGUUCAAGAAAAUGUGGAUGAAAGGCCAACAAUGGCGAAUGUUGUGUUGAUGCUACAUAGUCAUUCUGCUACAAGGAGGGCACCUAAUCCGCCUGCUACAUUUUCCGAUGAGAUGACGAUUUCGGCAGGACAGGAAGCGGACCAGUCAACCAACAAGUCACCGCCAUUGUCGUCGGUGAACGAAGUUUCCAUAUCAGACCUCUAUCCAAGAUAGUUCCGGAACUUAACAGUGGAAGUUUUCCUAUUAUUGGACCUAGGGUUCUACGUACAUUGUAACGUAUAUCAUGAAUAAAUGUUCGUUUUAAUAUAUUGAAGGUUCAUUAUU
Molecule: messenger RNA, 2156 nt
Organism: Ipomoea nil (Japanese morning glory)
Lineage: Eukaryota; Viridiplantae; Streptophyta; Magnoliopsida; Solanales; Convolvulaceae
Product: cysteine-rich receptor-like protein kinase 25
Exons: 7
Coding region: 6-2045 (679 amino acids)
Biological process (GO): protein phosphorylation
Molecular function (GO): ATP binding; protein kinase activity
Source: RefSeq, a predicted model, not a curated record